Molecule: messenger RNA, 2052 nt
Organism: Arctia plantaginis
Lineage: Eukaryota; Metazoa; Arthropoda; Insecta; Lepidoptera; Erebidae
Source: the annotation of a GenBank genome assembly
AUGCGUAUUAUGGCUCCUGUGUCUUUUGAACAAAAAGCAAUGGCGACAACAAUGGCUACGGCUACAGCGACCAUGGAGUCGUCUCAGACCCUCAUUCAAACGGAGUCGAGGAUCCAGAGAAGCUACCAGGAGGUCCAAGUCUCGGAGCAGAGACAGGUCAAGAAGAAGAGCAAAUCAAGACGGCAUAAGGACGAAGGCGCUAUAUCUGUGUCUAAAAGUUCGGAGAAGUUGUAUAAGAAGAUGAAGGCAGCAUCGGAGGCCGACUCAAACCCUCAGUGCCAGAAGUGCUCCAGGCCGGUGUACGCGAUGGAGCGUAUCAAAGCCGAGAAGAGAAUCUGGCACAAGGAAUGUUUCCGAUGUGUCCAGUGCAAUAAACAACUCACAAUGGAGACAUACCAGAGUGACCACACCACUUUGUACUGCAAGCCACACUUUAAGCAACUAUUUGAGCCCAAGCCGGUAGAUGGGGAUGAUGAGACAGAUGCUACUCCCAAAAAGCAUCAGAUGAUUAUCUGCGAGAGCAACCCGAUAGAGUUACCGCCAGAUGUCGUUAGAGCCUCAGACAAACCAGACCUGGGCCUGGAGGAGCUGUCGCAGCUGGACGUGAAGUCCCGCUUCGAGGUGUUCGAGCGCGCCAGCAGCACUCCCGACGAGCCCCCCCUCCCGCUGGAGCCGCGCGCGCCCAGGGAGAAGAGCGCCGCUCUACUGUCCAAGCUUGCCAAGUUCAAAGCGAAGGGCAUGGACGUUGGCGUAUCAGACGAGUACCUGAAUGGAGUGCCCAUUGAGGAGAGCGCCAGCGAGCCAGAAGAUGAAGACGACGAGGACUCAGUUCUGAGGAAGUCAUACAAGCACACAACUAACCGCGAACAGCCCGUCUCGUUCUGCAACAUGAGCGAGAUAGUGGGCAAGUUCGAGACAGGCCAGCACUCCUCAUCGGAGCGACACCGCGAGAGGAAGCAGGAGAUACAGAACAUACGCAGCAGGUUGUUCAUGGGCAAGCAAGCUAAAAUAAAGGAGAUGUAUGAACAAUCAGUGCUGCAGAGCGAACAAGGCGUGACGUCAUCGGACAAGAUCGCCCGCGACCUGGAGCUGAGCGCGGAGAAGUCGCGCGCCAUCAAGGAGCGCUUCGAGAACGGGGAACUGUUCAACGACGAGAACCUGCCGCCCAGGAACAGGGAGAUCGACGACAGGGCACUCUUCAACGAAGGUAUAGGCAAGAAGUCUCGUUCGAUAUUCCUGGAGCUGGACGCGAACGCUAAGACCAUGCCUCCCACCUCCCCUCCACCACAGGACGUGCCUAAGCGAAAGGAGAUUCCGUUCAUCCCCAAGGACGUGGUCCGCGCCGCCGACAAGCUGGAGGACGUAAAGAUCGAGACGUCUGACAUCUCAGACCGGUUCAAGUUCUUCGAGACGUACAAGCCGGAGACCAAACGCAAGGAGUUCCGCAUGACGCCGCCCAGGCAGACACAGCGCGCCAAGUCUCCGUCCCCGGAGCUGUACCACGAGCCCAGCGUGGUGCGAGCGGGCGAGGAGGGGGGAGGCGACACGGCCGUGGCCGCCGCUAGACACACCGCACAGCGCAUGAUCAACGUCUUCCGCCAGCUCGAGCACCAGCAGCACCACGCCGAAGAGCCGCAAGGUCCUAAACCUCUGAAGAGGUUCACUCCGCCUCCUCCGGGCGAGAACAAUCAUCAGGGUGACACAUCAUCCGAGGAGUACUCGUCUGAGGAAUACGAAGAGGACAGCGAGGAUGAACGGCGCCGGGUGUACUUCGAAGCGAGGGAGAGGGACGAAGCGCUCAAACAGGCACAACAACUCGCCCGCACCAAGAGUUUCCGCGACCGCUUCGAGCACUGGUCAGAGUCGGAGCAAGCGCGCUCAGAGCCCCGCCCCCCUCCAUCUCUCCCCACGGACAGGACGCAGGAACCGGACGACGACGGAGAGUCACAGCUAGAGACUGCCAGAAGCUUACGUGAAAAGUUCGAAAGCAUGAACGUUCAAACAUCUGCCGUGACCAAAAGCUUCGCGCCCAAAGUUAAUAGAUUUGUGUGA